UUCUGCUCUUCAACACCCACAGCCAGCCAGGAGAGGUGACAGCGCUGCUCUCCAACCACCCAAGUCUGACAGCCAUGAUUCGGGGAGGCCCUCUGCCACGGCUCAGAUCAGGGAUCAACUCACUGCUCGAUGGCUAGAUCUCACCGUACAAAGAGCUGGGGGCCUUUCUACUGAGUAUCCCUCACUGCGUAGUAGCACAUGGAUUUCAAGACUUCAAAUGAAGAGACAAAGACUGGGAUUUAUUUGAUGCAAGAAGGUAAUGAGGAGCCAUUUAAUAUUCGACUACACUUGGCCAAAGAUAUUCUGACCAUUCAAGAACAAGAUGUCAUCUGUGUGUCAGGAGAGCCUUUUUAUUCAAGUGAGAGGACUGUAACGAUCAGGAGGCAGACAAUUGGAGGGUUUGGCCUGAGCAUCAAGGGUGGAGCAGAGCAUAAAAUCCCCGUCGUGAUAUCAAAAAUAUCAAAAGAACAAAAAGCUGAACUCUCUGGGCUACUUUUCAUCGGCGACGGCAUCCUUCAGAUAAAUGGAAUAAACGUUAGAAGUUAUCGCCACGAGGAAGUGGUCCAGGUUUUGAGAAAUGCUGGUGAAGAAGUGACUCUUACUGUCUCUUUCUUGAAGAAGACUCCAGCCUUUCUGAAACUGCCCCUGUGUGAGGACUGCACAUGCAUCCCCAGCGACCAGAGUAGCGGGACCUCCUCUCCUCUGUGUGAUAGCGGCCUGCACUUGAACUACCAUCCCAACAACACGGACACGCUGUCCUGCUCGUCCUGGCCCACGUCCCCGGGGCUUCGCUGGGAGAAGAGAUGGGUGGACCUGCGCCUUAUUCCACUGCUUCACUCACGCCUGUCGCAGUACAACCCGGGCUCUGACGUCUGCAGGAAAAAUGCUUUCCAGGUCAUAGCUGUAGACGGAGUUUGCAGCGGGGUUAUACAGUUCCCCACAGCUGAAGACUGCUUGGACUGGCUUCAGGCAAUAGCGAGCAACAUUUCCAGUCUCACCAAGCACAAUGUGAAGAAGAUUAACCGAAAUUUUCCAGUUAACCAGCAGAUUAUCUACAUGGGCUGGGUCGAUGAGAAGGAGCAGGACUCCGUUCAGGACCGAAUGUAUUCACCAAAGUUCCUCGCUUUGAGAGGUUCCUCCCUCUUCAAGUUUUCAGCACCUCCUGUGACGACCUGGGACUGGACCAGAGCGGAGAAAAGCUUUACUGUGUACGAGAUAAUGUGCAAGAUUCUGAAGGACAAUGACCUUCUGGACAAGAGGAAGCACUGCUUCAGUGUCCAGACGGAGAGCGGAGAGGACAUGUUCUUCAGCGUGGAACUGGAGUGCGAGCUGCUGAUCUGGGAAAAGGCUUUUCAGAUGGCCACUUUCCUGGAGGUGGAGAGGAUACAGUGUAAAACAUAUGCCUGUAUCAUGGAGAGCCACCUUAUGGGACUCACAGUUGACUUCAGCAUGGGCUUUGUGUGCUUUGAUGCAGCUUCAAAGGCAGUGCUGUGGAGAUACAAGUUCUCCCAACUAAAAGGGUCAUCUGAUGAUGGAAAGAGCAAGAUCAAGUUUUUAUUCCAAAAUCAAGACUCCAAAUCUAUUGAAGCAAAGGAGCUGGAGUUCUCAAACCUCUUCGCCGUGCUUCAUUGUAUUCACGCUUUUUUUGCUGCCAAAGUCGCCUGCCUGGACCCGAUGUUUGUGGAGAGCCAAGGCACCGCGACCACCACUGGGUUUCCUUCUCUUUCCAGUAUCUCAUGUAAUUCACAGACACCUAAACUGAAAUAUGCCACCUGACAGGCACUGCUCUCUCCAGACCCUGCUCUCUUCAGGAUGCUGAAGUCGUGACUGUGGCCUGAAAUGGAGGACAGGAGAACUAAAAAACGCUCAAAUCAUGACAUUAUUGAGGACAGCUGGGGAAUAAAAGACCUCUUUGAGAGUUAUAUACUUGAUAUCUAUGAAGAAGUUUCAGAUUUCUGGGAUUUCUGAAAUACUUGUGGACCUAAACACGAACCUCUGCUUUGAGAAACUUCACAAAAAGACUCUGUGGACACAAAAUGUGUGAUUUAAAAAAUGUUUUUAAGUGAAUUUGUCCUCCUGAUCCUCAGACAUCCUUAUGAUCACAUCACAAAGAAAAAUGCAGUUCUUUUCCCAAGGUAGUCUGCUUUUCUAUGUAAUUUUAUUCAAGGUUUGGAGAGUUAAAAUAAAUCAGAUUUUAGUCUUUUUGUUCCACAUCACUUGAAAUUCUGCAAGGAUUUGUCUGGACACUGGAUACGAUGACGUAGUAUGGUAACACUUUCUCUAUUUCAAUUUCUUUGUGUGAUUUUGAGGUGAAAACUUUAACCAACAUUUAUACUUGAAUUAGCAGUAAAAUAUAAUUUCCACUGGAGUGUAAUCAGAUCAACUAAAAGGUAAACGGUGACACAAAGCUGAAUCUGAAUUUUGACUAAAACAGAAAAAAUACUUCACCUGUAAAAUGACUAUUUGUAUAUCAGUUACUCACUGUGUGGUCACUGAAUUAAUGAACAACACUGUUUUUGUCUCAUGCCUCCAUUGUGAAUGAAGAAUCCAAAAAGGUGAACACUCUUCAUGAACUGAAGUCACUGAGGACUGCGUUUAACCACAGCAAAACUAUAUCAAAACAUCCGUUCACAAACUCUCACACAACUCGUGCAGCAUAAUUCAAGUCUCAUUUAUCCACACAUGCUCAGUAUGUCACAAACCAACCAGCCUCAAUCCCAACUUGUCAAAUACAGAUGUUUGGUGAAUGGCCCACGGCAUCAGACACCAACACACCGAGGCACCCUUUAGUGGUGGAAUGAAACGCACCUGGCAGUGUCAUUAUUUGAUGCUAUGGGAAAUGACUGUGAUACAAGUGAGAAAGCACAGGGCAGGCAGGAGGGGAGGUUGAUGGAUCAAACAAACUGCGGACUGUCAUCUGUGACACUGCUGUUCUUGUCCAGUGGGAAACCUACACUGUCUCAAAUCACAUACUUCCGUUAGUACACUUCCAUGUAGUAUACUAUGUGCACUAUGUACUCAUUGGCGUAGUGCGCGAAUUUCGACAGGGUAGUGUUGUCUCAAACCAAACACGGCCGUUGUGCACUUACCAGAAAGGACGACCACAAAUUAGCUAGUUAGCAAACUAGCAUUAGCAUUUACGUUAUUGUUCGUGGAACCAAAUCAUUACAGACUGCUAAAUUAAGCCAAUAAACAUACUGCUGGCUUAUACCCGACAACAGUAUACGUGUAUUUGUAUGAUGCAGGGAUGUUCAUGGUCGCACAGUCCUCGGCCGCCAUUUCCAGUUUGAAAAGUGGUCCCUUCCCUUCCGCUACAUAACCAAGAUGGCGACCAUUGAGGGCAAGAAGUGUCCAUAGUUCCACACUCAACUUCUUGACCAUUUUGAGUGCACCAUCCGGGUACUCAUAGUGCACUGCAUUUUCCAUACUUCUCAGUGUGAACCCACUUAUGCACUCAAAAUAUUAAGUGUACGUACAGAAGUAUGUGAUUUGAGACACAGCACUAAAGUCAAUCAAAUCAUUUAAUAACAACAACAACAAUUCAGUUCAAUAUAGCAGAACUUUAUUUAUCCUGAAGGAAAUUGUUCUGCCAGAGAAUGCUUCAAAUUACAUUAACAAAAUGUACAGUGACCGCAAUUUAACGUUCAUGAAGUAACAACCAAAGCCAGUGGGUUCCCCGGGUCACGAUCACUCACUGGGCCUAGCUUUAGAAACGAUAUUAAAUAUCUGGAGAAUUAUACAAAUACACAAGAUAGGAAGUGUUUUCAAGGAGCAAAAAGUGAAACCAGUGCCUAACAGAGUAACAAUACGAGUAAGAUAAGUACACAAGUUACUCAAAGGCACAGGUAAUAUGUGUAGCCUUCUAUGCUGAUGAUGUAUGUCUUGUGACGUCAGUAAGGAAAGGACCUAUUUUGAGGCAAACCAUGAUGGUUUUUUUUCUGAACCCAACCAUGUGGUUUUGUUGCCUAAA
Epinephelus fuscoguttatus (brown-marbled grouper) is the source of this 3970-nucleotide messenger RNA. RefSeq names its product syntrophin, gamma 1 (gene sntg1). Gene Ontology annotation, cellular component: intracellular anatomical structure; dystrophin-associated glycoprotein complex. NCBI's taxonomy places the organism in Eukaryota, Metazoa, Chordata, Actinopteri, Perciformes, Serranidae. The transcript is spliced from 18 exons. The record is from RefSeq and is a predicted model, not a curated record. Gene Ontology annotation, molecular function: structural molecule activity; protein binding. Bases 199 to 1776 code for a protein of 525 amino acids.